Messenger RNA from Medicago truncatula (barrel medic), 1502 nucleotides. RefSeq names its product probable serine/threonine-protein kinase PBL15. Lineage: Eukaryota; Viridiplantae; Streptophyta; Magnoliopsida; Fabales; Fabaceae. The record is from RefSeq and is a predicted model, not a curated record. The transcript is spliced from 5 exons. Gene Ontology annotation, biological process: protein phosphorylation. The coding region runs from base 64 to 1326 and encodes 420 amino acids. Gene Ontology annotation, molecular function: protein kinase activity; ATP binding.
GGCACCACAACACAACUCGAUUCACUUCCAAUACCAAUAACAAUUCUUUUCUUUGCUUUUGCAAUGAAGGAACCAUCAAAUUCAAAACCAUGGAGACCAUUCACAUCAAAUUGUUGCACAACUGAAAACCAAACAAUAUUAAGAAACUUUAGUAAAUGCAAGCCUUCACGUUCAGAUUAUUCUAAGAACAUUGCUCCUUUACCAUCUUUUAGGAGACUAUCUUUUUCUGAUCUUAGUCGUUCGUCUUCAACGCGAAUCAAUGAAGAUCUUGCACUGUCUUUUGGUUCUGAUUUGUUUGAUUUUCAGCUGAGUGAACUUCGUGCUAUCACUCAGAAUUUUUCUAGUAAUUUCUUGCUUGGUGAAGGUGGUUUUGGAACUGUUCAUAAGGGUUAUUUUGAUGAUAAUUUUAGACAAGGUUUGAAGGCUCAACCUGUUGCUGUUAAGCUUUUGGAUAUUGAAGGUUUACAAGGACAUCGUGAAUGGCUUGCAGAAGUGAUUUUUCUUGGGCAGCUAAGACAUCCAAAUUUGGUAAAAUUGAUUGGAUAUUGUUGUGAAGAUGAAGAAAGACUACUUGUCUAUGAAUUCAUGCCAAGAGGAAGCUUGGAGAAUCACUUGUUUAGAAGACUAACAUCACUACCUUGGGCAACAAGAAUAAAAAUUGCAAUAGGUGCUGCUAAAGGCCUUUCUUUCUUGCAUGGAGCUGAGAAACCAGUCAUUUACAGAGAUUUCAAGACUUCCAAUGUCUUACUUGAUUCAGACUUCACAGCAAAAUUAUCAGAUUUUGGACUUGCAAAGAUGGGACCAGAAGGAUCAAAGUCACAUGUUACAACCAGAGUUAUGGGAACUUAUGGAUAUGCAGCCCCAGAGUACAUCUCAACAGGUCACUUGACUACAAAAAGUGAUGUCUAUAGCUUCGGCGUAGUCCUGCUAGAACUGCUCACAGGAAGAAGAGCAACAGACAAAACAAGACCAAAGACAGAACAAAACAUUGUGGAUUGGACAAAGCCUUACUUGAGUAGCAGUAGAAGAUUGAGGUACAUUAUGGAUCCAAGGCUUGCGGGACAAUAUUCUGUCAAAGGUGCAAAAGAGAUUGCACAUUUGGCAUUGCAAUGUAUAAGUCUGCAUCCUAAAGACAGACCAAGAAUGGCGAUGAUUGUUGAAACACUUGAAAGCCUAGAACAGUUUAAAGAUAUGGCUGUUACUAGUGGACACUGGCCAAUAUCAUCAAAAUCUACUAAAAAUGUUUCAUCAAAUAAUAAGGUGAAAGCUAGAGCAAUUAGUGUAAACCAGAAGAAACAGGCUCCAGUUAAGAGCAUAAAGACUUGAUUAAUGUGGAUUAUUAGAAGAGUGGUUUUUAAUUAAGUGUAAAAUGUAACAUGUGGUAUGGCUAGAGUGACUCUUAAGCCACCCUAUAUAUGUGUCAAACUAUAAAAUAUAUAAUAUAUGCAUGCAUGCCGUGUAAACUGUAUAUUGUAUAAUAAAAUCUUCCUUUUGACAUCUGA